Messenger RNA from Brassica rapa (field mustard), 1178 nucleotides. Its product is annotated as transcription factor MYBC1. Gene Ontology annotation, molecular function: DNA binding; DNA-binding transcription factor activity. NCBI's taxonomy places the organism in Eukaryota, Viridiplantae, Streptophyta, Magnoliopsida, Brassicales, Brassicaceae. The record is from RefSeq and is a predicted model, not a curated record. Gene Ontology annotation, biological process: regulation of DNA-templated transcription. Gene Ontology annotation, cellular component: nucleus.
CAGAUAAUAAUCAAACAAAAAUAUAAAAGAAUCUUCUGAUGUCUCUUCAAGUCUUUGCCUCAAAAUCAAUAGUCUUCUCUCUCUCCAUCUUCACUUCUAAGAUUGCGUUUCCUCUAGAUGCUUUCUCUCUUUAGCUUUGACUUUGUAAGAUGAGAGAGGAAGACUCCAACUGGUUUGCCAAAUGGGAAGAAGAGCUCCCGUCGCCGGAGGAGCUCAUACCGUUAUCUCAGUCCCUCAUCACUCCCGAUCUCGCCAUCGCCUUCGAUCUCCGAAGUCCUAACCAACCUCAGCCUCAAACCACGCCGCCGCCGCAGCAAACCAACUCAUCAGCCGAGUUCGCCGUAGACUCCUCCGGGGACGAGCCGGCUCGGACGCUAAAACGGCCGCGUUUGGUGUGGACGCCGCAGCUGCACAAGCGCUUCGUGGACGCGGUGGCGCACCUCGGGAUCAAGAACGCGGUUCCCAAAACCAUCAUGCAGCUCAUGAGCGUCGACGGGCUGACCAGAGAGAACGUCGCUAGCCAUCUUCAGAAGUACCGGCUUUACCUCAAGAGGAUGCAGUCCGGCGGAGGCGGCGGAGGAAACGUCGUCGGCGAGUCGGAUCAUCUCUUCGCUAGCUCGCCUGUUCCUACGCAUUUCCUUCAUCCGACGGGUAGACAAAGCUCCGACCAUUUCAUUCCUUCAUUCGUCCCUAUCGCGUCUCUUCAGCAUCAUCAGCCUCAGUUCCUCCACCGUCAACUCUCAGCCGUGAAUUUCGCAUCUCAGGCGAAUAACAACAACGGGAAAGCGAUGGACCAGUCGUUGUUCUUGGCUAGGCAGAGUCAGCAGCAGCAGCAACAAGUUCUCACCAGGCCAGCUUCUUUGCAUUUGCAUAGCCAAGUGGCUAACUAUGCAGAUGAUCUGGAACAAGGAGCCAACACGGUCUUGACUCUAUUUCCAACUCGAGAAAAUUGAAUUAAAAAAAAAAAGAACUAUUUAUAUAUUGGAACAUCCACAAAAUUGGGUUGUAUGGUGUCUUUGUUUGUACAAUGUGGAUCCGGCCACUACAAAGUCUCUGUGACCGGAUCUUGUAGUAUUAAGACAUGAGUUUUCUCUGUAUAAUUGGAUGAAACAAAGUGAUCUUUUUCACUUGUUUAGAUUUGAUUAUACAAGUACUUUAAUGUGUGCUAUUUUGCUUUU